AUGGGCGAGUCUACUCCAGAGCAACAGCAACAACAACAGCCAUCUCAGGUGCCAGCGCAAGCGCCAGCUCAGGGCCAAUCGCAGCAACAGCAUCACGCGGUGGAAGAGAACACAACGGGAUCGCCUCAAAAGAACAGUGGUGGUGCUGGUUUCAGCAAGUCGCCAAGAAAUCCCAAGUACGACAGCAGAAGGAACUCCAGACCAUACAACCAGAGAGGUGGCAACAGCAAUAACGGGUCCUCUAGCACCGGUAAACACUUUCAAAAGUACAACCAGCCUGCUUACGGUGUUCACGCUGGUUACGUUCCAAACUAUGGUGUCGCCGAUUAUAACCCACUGUACUACAACCAGUACCAACAACAGCAACAGAUGUACGCCGCUGCUUAUCAGACUCCUGUAAGCCAGAACUACGUUGCGCCAUUGGUCACUCCAGCCACCGUUUCGGGCAAGCCAGCUAAGGUGGAAAUCACAAACAAGUCCGGUGAACACAUCGAUAUUUCGUCGAUCGCACAUUCGCACCCUCACUCUAACGCAAGAAGCAUUCCAGUAGUGUCUCCUGCUGCCAGCGGGUCCGCAUCUAACUCUGCAUCUGCUUCCCCAGCCGUGAAACUGCAGAGCCCCGCCGUCGUUCCAGCCGCAGCCAGUUCCGCCUCCGCCUCUGCUUCUCCUGCUCCUAUUCCAAACGGGAAGGAGCAAUCUCCAGCUAAGACUGAAGAGCCAAAGAAGGACACAUUGAUCGUGAAUGAUUUCUUGGAGCAAGUCAAGAGACGUAAGGCUGCGUUGGCUGCAAAGAAGGCUUCCGGUGGGAAGAGCACUCCUCAACCUGAAGCCGUCGCCGCUGCUAAGGAAGAGGACGCUAAGGUAGAGUCUCAAGAGAAGGAAGAAACUGCCCCAGCCGAAUCAACCGAAACAGCUGCUGCAGUUGAAAAAGAAGCCACUCCAGAAGUUUCUAAAGAAGCCACUCCAACCCCAGCACCAGAGCCAAAGCCAUUGACAUUGGCAGAAAAGUUGAAGCUUAAGAGAAUGAAGGCUGCUGAACAAGCACAGGCUGAGGAGCCAAAGAAGGAAGAGCCAAAGACCGAAGAAGCCAAGGUUGAAGAGCCAAAGACCGAAGAAGCCAAGGUUGAAGAGCCAAAGGCGGAAGAACCAAAGGCUGAAGAACCAAAGGCGGAAGAAGCCAAGGUUGAAGAGCCAAAGGUUGAAGAAGCUAAGGCUGAGGAAGCUAAGGCUGAAGAAGCUAAGGUUGAAGAAGCUAAGGCUGAAGAAGCUAAGGCUGAAGAACCAAAGGCUGAAGAACCAAAGGCUGAAGAACCAAAGGUUGAAGAAGCUGCUGCUGAAGAAGUCAAGGCUGAAGAAGAACCAAAGGCUGAAGAAACUACUACUGCUGAAGAAGAACCAAAGGCUGAAGAAGCUACCGCUGAAGAAGCUACUUCUGAAGAACCAAAGGCUGAGGAAGAAACACCAGCUCCCGUCCAAGAUAAUGAUAAUGAUAAAAUCACCAUGACAGAAUUCUUGAAGAAAUUACACGAAGUCUCGCCAGUUGAUGACAUUUACUCUUUCCAAUACCCAAGUGACAUCACUCCUCCAAAUGAUAGAUAUAAAAAGGCUAAAGUCAAGUACACUUACGGACCCGACUUCUUGUAUCAAUUCAAGGAUAAAGUGAACGUUAAGUACGAUCCUGAAUGGAUGGCAGAAAUGAGCAGUAAAAUUGUCAUUCCUCCAAGACAGCAAGGAUCUGUUGGAAGAGGCGGCGACGAUAGAUUCAGUAAGGGCAAGGUUGGUUCUCUAAGAGGUGAAGGGAGAUCAAACUCCAGAUCAAACUCAAAGAGAAAGUCUAAGAAGGAUGAUAGAAGAUCUAACAGAUCGUACACUUCCAGAAAAGACCGUGAAAGAAUCAGAGAAGAAGAACCAGAAGAGCCAAAGGUGGAAAUUGAAGUUGCGCCACUUGUUCCAAGUGCUAACAGAUGGGUUCCUAAAUCUAAGAUGAAGAAGGCAGAAGUUAAAUUGGCUCCUGACGGAACAGAAAUUUAUGAUGCCGAAGACGUAUCUAGAAAGAUGAAGUCAUUAUUAAACAAGUUGACAUUGGAAAUGUUCGAACCAAUUUCUGACGAUAUCAUGAAGAUUGCUAACCAAUCUAAGUGGCAAGAAAAGGGUGAAACAUUGAAGAUUGUCAUUGAACAAAUUUUCUACAAGGCAUGUGAUGAACCUUACUGGUCUUCAAUGUAUGCCCAAUUAUGUGGUAAAGUGGUGAAGGAUUUGGACGAUAGCAUCAAAGAUUCGGAAACUCCUGACAAGACUGGUUCUCACUUGGUUCUACACUACUUGGUGCAAAGAUGUCAAGAAGAGUUCCAAAAGGGAUGGACUGAUAAGCUUCCUACUAAUGAAGAUGGUUCUCCUUUGAAGCCAGAAUUAAUGUCAGAUGAGUACUAUAAAAUGGCUGCUGCCAAGAGAAGAGGUCUUGGUUUGGUUCGUUUCAUCGGUUUCUUGUACCGUUCUAACUUAUUGACAUCUAGAAUGGUGUUCUUCUGUUUCAAGAGACUAAUGAAGGAUAUUCAAAACUCUCCUACCGAAGAUACCUUGGAAUCUGUGUGUGAAUUGUUGGAAACUAUUGGUGAACAAUUUGAAAACGCCCGUAUCCAAGUUACUGCGGACGCUGUCAUUGAAGGUUCAAGCUUAUUGGACACUCUAUUCGAACAAAUUAAGGAUGUCAUUAAGACCGGUGAAAUAUCUAGUAGAAUUAAGUUCAAGUUGCUAGAUAUUGUCGAACUAAGAGAAAAGAAGAACUGGAACAGUUCAAAGAAGAACGAUGGACCAAAGACUAUCGCACAAAUUCAUGAAGAAGAAGCAUUGAAAAGAGCCAUGGAAGAAAGAGAAAGAGAAAACAACCGUCACGGAUCGAAGGGUGGUUCCAGACGUAUGAAUAGUGAAAGAAACUCUUCUAGAAGAGAUUUCGCUCCUCAACAUAGUCAUAAUUCGAAUAGAGAUGGUUUCCAAACCACAAGAUCAUCUUCCAUGAGAUACAAUGAACCAAAGAAAGAAGAACAAGCUCAAACACCAUCGAAGUCACCUGGUGUCGCCAAUAUGUUUGAUGCAUUAAUGGACGCGGAAGACGAUUAA
Molecule: messenger RNA, 3117 nt
Organism: Kluyveromyces marxianus DMKU3-1042
Lineage: Eukaryota; Fungi; Ascomycota; Saccharomycetes; Saccharomycetales; Saccharomycetaceae
Product: eukaryotic initiation factor 4F subunit p150
Exons: 1
Coding region: 1-3117 (1038 amino acids)
Cellular component (GO): eukaryotic translation initiation factor 4F complex
Molecular function (GO): mRNA binding; translation initiation factor activity; protein binding
Source: RefSeq, a predicted model, not a curated record